Danio rerio (zebrafish) is the source of this 2342-nucleotide messenger RNA. The record is from RefSeq and is a predicted model, not a curated record. Lineage: Eukaryota; Metazoa; Chordata; Actinopteri; Cypriniformes; Danionidae.
UCUCAAAGGAUCUCAUGAUUGCUGAUUAGCUGGAGUUGGUGCCCGCGCUGUACAAGCUCAUAUUUCUUCCUCCUUGUGUUUAUUAAUAAAUAUAAACAGAUUAAACGUUGCCUGGGCGAUCUGUGGCAUAUGUUUAAACUCGGUCAGAGAGGGGCCAGACUACCUCCGUCCUAUUUUGAGCUUCAGUUUGGUUACCAGCUCUUCAGUUUGGGUUCAUUCCAUGGUUAUUGUCCUGGAACCUUGUUUUCUGGGUUGAGCUUGUAGGGCAACACGUAAUAUGGAGGAUCAAGAAAUGAACUGUGAGAAAGGAAAUGGGGCUCUAUCAGAGACGGAGAGAAAGUUUGAACCAUUGUUUAUUGAAGAAGAAGAUGAGGACUAUUUUGAAGACUGCAUGGAAGAGAUCGAGGCUGCUUUAACUCUUCCUGGAGAGUCCCUGCCUUUUUCACAAAAAUGCAGAGAAGCUUUGCAAUCUAAGUUUAAUGGACUUAUGCAACAGAUGUUGAUGCAGUUGGAUGAUUUUGAGGCAGCCCAUCCAACCAUAUCUACACCACUGGAAUUACUUUCAGAAACAGACAACAAAAUGGACAAGAAUGGAUUUCCAAAUGCAUUUCAGUUUGUCGAGAUGAGCAUUCCAGAGAAAGAGCCAUCUGUUUUGGUGGUUGAAGAUGAUCCUGUAUACACUUGUGUUUAUGUAAGGCCAGAGUUUUCAGCCACCAUGGAGAUACAACAGCUUAGAGAAGCAUUUGAGAGCUGCAUUCAGGAGGUGAGCCAGCUGGAGAACAGAAGGGAUGAGUUGGUUCAGGAGCUUUUGGAGCUUGAGGAGCCAAUGGCCCAAGAGCUAAAAACUGUGAGAGAAAAUCUGGGGGAGGAACAAGCCCUUCUGUCCAAGGUCAGACUGGAGAGACAGAGCCUGCAGGAGGAGACUCAAAAGACUAAAAGACGCCUGUUUAGAGCAGCCCGAGACUGUGCACAGAGACACCUAGAGCUUGAAUUACAACAGAAAGCAGUGGAGGAGCUCAACCAGGCUCAGAAGUUGAAGACCUUUGCUGAUAAGUUGUCUGAGGAAAUCUGCACGAUUCAUUCAGAUCACCAAAGCCACCUGCAAGAACUGCAAAAGCAGCAGAGCAUUACUCAGGAGUCCAGCAAGAGGAAGACCCGCUCUUAUGUGAGUCAAGGGCGGCGAGCCUCUUGUGACCUACAGCAGUACCUGGAGGGCGGGAUCAAAGCUCUGGAAUUGUUUUAUGAGCCCCGUUUAAUGUCCCUGCUGAAGAGACGGGAGGUCGCUGUGGAGGCCCUCGGUAAGGCUAAAGAGCAGUGCCAGGAGCUAAAAGCUCAGUUAGGACCACUGAGAGAAGAGGAGCAGAGGCUGAAACUACAAAAAAUUUGUCUGGAGGAGAGAAUCGGACUAAUGGAGAGACAGAGGAUUGAAAAUGUGGAACAAUAUCGGGAGACAAUUGACAUAUUGGAGGAGACACUCAGAGAAAUGAAAACUGAGCUCAAGAUCCAGAUUAAGAAGAGAGAAGAAUUGGAAAUACUGAAGAACAGCAAGGCCAAGGAGCUGUUACUCUACAGAGAGAGUGUAGAGGAGCCCUGCAAGCAAGACAACAGUGUCGUGGUGGAGAAAACCUAAUGAACCAAUGUUUGUUUCAUUGAAAUCUUUUUUUUUAUGUAAAAUGCUUUUGAUAUAGUUUUCGUAGUUAAAGCUAAACUGCCUGUCUUCUCUAUCAUUGAAGUCACCAAAACAAUAACUACAAUAUACUGCAAACACACAUCAAUGCAAUCUGCAAAGAUGAAAUCAGAUUCUAUCAAGCACUCUAAACACCAGGACCAAGUAUGUUAGAGAUCCAGAUCUUUAUCUGACAAGUUACGCAACUAAGAUUGUUCUUAAAACAGUUUUUGUCAGUUGUGUUUAAGCGAGAAUAAAGCUCUUAUAUCCAGUGGUGCCAGUGAAUUAAAAUGUUUCUUUUAUGAGUAAGUGAAGAGGGCAAAACAAAGACUUAAAUGGGCACUGUAAGAAAGCUUUCUAAACAUACCGACAGCAUGAUGGUGAGGACAUUUACUACUAAGUGCAAAGAGAAGAUUAAUGAAGUGUUUUGUUUAUUUAAUGUGUCCUGUUAAUAUGAUUUGAGAUAAACAUGUAAGAAUUAGAAUUUAUGUUUAUGUGAAUUGUUCUUACUUGCAGAUAGAGUUCAAUUACACAAACUCUGUCAAAAUGACAAGGGGCAUGUUUUUGUAAGAUUGCAUAAGAGGUUAUUUUAAGAAAUUUUGCAGUACUUUUAAAUCAUUUAAUCUGAAUUAUUACAAAAAAAUAAAGGGAAUUUUGUUGAGGAAUAAUGUCUUGA